UGGAUGGCCGUACUCGUCGUACCGUUCAAUGUUGUUUUGUUUCUGCUAAUCAUGAUUGUUUGAUAAACUGAAAGUAGCUUUUAUGGCAGAUCUUUGGAAUUGAUAAAUAAGGUCGAGGAUAAAUUAAGAAAUAGCAAGUUAUAUGCCAGUGUUACAAAAAUUUCAUUUCUGAAGAUUCUUAGUUAACUGAACUUACUUGAUUUCAGUUUUAGUUGCCUGACAAAAUACGGUUGGCCUAAUAGUUGAAUACGAAUAUUUAUUUCAGGAAGUGUUUACAGUGAGUACAGUUUUGCACAUAAAAUCUGCAGUAACGAAAUUAGCAGUCAAUUUUUGUUGAUUAACAUUUCUUUAUUGACGAUCCCGGUUACAAAAACCUUUAACUUACAGUACUCCCUGCUGAGAUAACCUCAAAAAAUAUAGCCUACCUUAUCUAUUAGUAAGUUAACACACAAAGUGAAUAAACAUAAUUUAUUAACAUGAGCGCUUCUAACAGUCAAUCAGACGUGGACUCAACUAAUGCAACAGAAACUCAAGCACAAAAACCUAAAAUUAAAUAUGAUUGGUACCAAACCGAUACACAUGUUACAGUUAACGUCCUCGUGAAAAACCUGAGUGAAGACCAAGUAAAUGUAUCUUUAGAAGAGAAGACAGUAACUAUUCAUCUCCCUUCAGAGGAAAAAUUCAUUUUAAACCUGUCAAAAGCUAUUGUACCAACCAAAUGUGUCCAUCGUGUUAAGCCGACCAAAAUUGAGCUCAAACUCAAAAAGCUUAAUGAAGACACUUGGGCUGACCUGGAAGCUGUAAAUAAACCUGAGAGUAAAGAAGUGGUUCUGACUCACACCAAACGCAAUUGGGAUAGAUUGGUUGAAAAUGAACUAAAGGACGAUGCAGCCGAAGGCGAGGCCGCUCUCAAUGAGCUGUUCCAGAAAAUUUACACUGAGGGAAGUGAUGAAGUCAAGAAAGCUAUGAACAAAUCAUUUUUGGAGAGUGGUGGUACAGUUCUCAGCACAAACUGGAAUGAAGUUGGUGAAAAGAAAGUUGAAGUGAAACCUCCAGAUGGUAUGGAGUUUAAGAAAUGGGACGAACCAUAAACCUCUCGCUUUUUUCAUACAUGUGUGCUGUAAGUUAAGCAAUUGUUUUCUAAUAUUUUUAAAAAGUGGUUGUUUUUUUCGAUGCAGCUAAAACUUAAUGGUUAAGCGUUUAAAAAUACCGGUAAAUAAA
Macrosteles quadrilineatus (aster leafhopper) is the source of this 1221-nucleotide messenger RNA. Its product is annotated as protein SGT1 homolog. Gene Ontology annotation, molecular function: protein-folding chaperone binding. NCBI's taxonomy places the organism in Eukaryota, Metazoa, Arthropoda, Insecta, Hemiptera, Cicadellidae. The coding region runs from base 477 to 1091 and encodes 204 amino acids. The transcript has a single exon. The record is from RefSeq and is a predicted model, not a curated record. Gene Ontology annotation, biological process: protein stabilization.